Messenger RNA from Arabis nemorensis, 951 nucleotides. The record is from the annotation of a GenBank genome assembly. Lineage: Eukaryota; Viridiplantae; Streptophyta; Magnoliopsida; Brassicales; Brassicaceae.
AUGAGAUAUCUUUUUGAGGAGACCUUAAGUUCUAACCCUAAAACCCCAAUUGUCAUUUAUGAUGAUAAUGAGUUGGGUUUGAUGGCCGCUAGAAUAGCCAACGCCGCUGCAUUUCCGAUGGUUCUCAAGGCCACCCUAGAGCUCGGUGUCUUUGACACUCUCUAUGCCGCCUCUGUGUUCCUCUCACCUUCUGAGAUAGCGAGUCGGCUACCAACCACGCCUCAUAACCCUGAGGCUCCGGUUUUGUUGGACUGCAUGCUUCGUCUACUUGCCAGCUACUCCAUGGUCAAGUGCGGUAAGGUCUCAACUGAAAAGAGCGAGAGGGUGUACAGAGCCGAGCCGAUUUGCAGGUUUUUGUUGAAGGAUAAUAUUCAAGAAAUGGGAUCCCUUGCUUCUCAAAUGAGAGAUUCAGCAAUCUCUUUUAACCAGACAGGAUUCACCAUUGCGGUCGUGAAGAAGGCUCUCGAAGUUUACCAAGGCUUCAAAGUUGGUAACACUCUUGGUGUUGUUACUUCAAAGUAUCCCAACAUUAAGGGUAUCAAUUUCGAUCUCCCUUGUGCCUUGGCGCAAGCACCUUCUUAUCCCGGGGUGGAACAUGUUGCGGGAGAUAUGUUUGUGGAUGUACCAAUUGGAGAUGCUAUGAUCUUGAAACGUAUACUUCAUGACUGGACUGACGAAGACGGCGUGAAGAUUCUUAAAAACUGUUGGAAAUCACUUCCAAAAAACGGUAAAGUGGUAGUUAUAGAAUUAGUCACUCCUGAUGACGCAGAGAAUGGAGACAUCAACGCGAACAUUGCCUUCGACAUGGACAUGUUGAUGUUCACACAAUGUUCUGGCGGAAAAGAGAGAUCACGAGCUGAGUUUGAAGCUUUAGCUGCAGCUUCUGGCUUCAGCAACUGCAAGUUCGUUUGUCCCGCUUACCAUUGUUGGAUUAUUGAAUUCUGUAAAUAA